CUGGAGGGGUCCCGCUGCGUCGCUGGGGCUGCACCUCGGACCAGGGCCGCCGACGCGUCUGCAGCCAUGUCGGGCCGCUCGGUGCCACAUGCCCACCCGGCCACCGCUGAGUACGAAUUUGCCAACCCGAGCCGCCUGGGUGAGCAGCGCUUCGGAGAAGGCCUCCUGCCAGAAGAAAUCCUGACCCCCACCCUCUACCAUGGCUACUAUGUCCGGCCUCGGGCUGCCCAAGCUGGGGAGGGCAGCAGGGCAGGGGCUUCCGAGCUCAGGCUCAGUGAGGGCAAGUUCCAGGCAUUUCUGGAUGUGAGCCACUUUACCCCAGAUGAGGUGACUGUGAGGACUGUGGACAACCUGCUGGAGGUGUCUGCCCGGCACCCCCAGCGCCUGGACCGCCACGGCUUCGUGUCGCGAGAGUUCUGCCGCACCUACGUCCUGCCUGCUGAUGUCGACCCCUGGCGGGUCCGCGCUGCUCUCUCCCAUGAUGGCAUCCUUAACCUGGAGGCGCCUCGGGGUGGCCGACAUUUGGACACAGAGGUCAAUGAGGUCUACAUCUCCCUGCUCCCUGCGCCUCCUGAUCCGGAGGAAGAGGAGGAGGCAGCCAGAGUUGAGCCCUGAGUGCCACAGACCUAGCACCCUGCGAAUUCCUUUCUAUCUACUGCCGUGAUACAAGCAGCUGCCCACCACCCCAGAGGUAGCAGCAUCCUUGGGGAAAGGGAAAAGUGCAUGGUCCACAAUGUAUGGUUUGGUCCCUUGGGACAUGUGGUAGCCUUUGGUUUAGUUCUGGGUGGAGCUUAAUAAACCCAAAUCUCAGGGCCUUGUUUGUGCUGCUCCCUAUUCUGUGGCCUGGAGGAUGGGAUGGGCAGGGGGAGAGGAGGUCAAUAGCCAGCUAGACAAAAUCUCCUCAGUUAGAUGUGCCCAACGUCACAGCACCCUGAGCUCACACUUGCAUGCUGAGAUCACACCCGGAAGCUGACACUGGCUCCCCAUCAAAUUCCUAGCCAUAAUUUUCUCACAAUGCAACAAAAGAGAGAGUGAUCCUGGGAGGGAAAAGGGAUAUGCCAUCCAAACAGCCCAGAGGGCACUGUCUGAGCUGGUGAUUAGAGACACAAAAACAAGGGUCUCCAGACUGUCUGGCCUGUUUUGGAUAGGGGUUGGGAAAAUAGGUUUUGGCUGGAGAGAGUUGCCUAAAGCCCUGUUUUCCCAUAUUAAGGUCUGUCCACUGAAAAUGGUCUCUGAUUCUGAGGGACUAAGUGUGCAUACACAGGGGCACACACACAGAAACCUCUGCCAUUGUCACGGAACCCCAAAGUCUCCCCACCCUCUGCACAGGGGAGGCCCAUGAAAAGAAAGCAUUUGUUUCUAAUCUUGGAACAACCCAAAGAGGAAUCACUGCAUCACCCCACCCAAUCUGAGACUAAAUGCAGGGGAUCUAAGGCUAUUGGUGUGGUGGUGAUGGCCGGGGAACCUUCCUUUGGAAGUAGUCUUAAUACUAGGGGUAUGAUGUGUUCAGGAAAGUCUAGUGGUCUGAGCCCUCAAUUAUUCUCUGUAAUCAAGAGAGCAUGUGUGUAUAUGAUUUGAGGAGUGUCCAGAAGACCUCCCUGUCCCAAAAUAUAUCUUUUACCAGGCUGUGGUGGAUACCUGAAAUUCUUCCAUUAAAGUGGUUGAUCCUUAACUUUGUUGGGUUGCAGACCCAUUUGAAAAUCUGACAAAAGCUAUGGAUUCUCUUACCAGAAAAAUGCACAUGCUCCCAAAUUUGGUAUACAAUUUAGAUAGGUUCAUACAGCUCUUGAGAUCCAUUCAUAUGCCCCUCUUAGAGAUCUGUGGACCCCCAGGAUAAGAACCCUCACUUGAAGAAUUCAAUUUUUGGUUAAAGGAUUGCCAUCAAUUAAAAAUGAUAGCAUGCCUCAGAGAAGUAACUAUUGAUAUAUUCAUUUGUUCAUUCAUUCAUUCAACAAAUAUUUAUCAAACCCCAAGUAAUAUACUAUGGGGGAUGCACAUUGUAAAUAUAAAUUAUUAAA
Molecule: messenger RNA, 2018 nt
Organism: Diceros bicornis minor
Lineage: Eukaryota; Metazoa; Chordata; Mammalia; Perissodactyla; Rhinocerotidae
Gene: HSPB2
Product: heat shock protein family B (small) member 2
Exons: 2
Coding region: 67-615 (182 amino acids)
Biological process (GO): protein refolding; response to heat
Molecular function (GO): structural constituent of eye lens; protein folding chaperone
Source: RefSeq, a predicted model, not a curated record